Solanum verrucosum is the source of this 1923-nucleotide messenger RNA. RefSeq names its product protein NRT1/ PTR FAMILY 5.7-like. Bases 29 to 1801 code for a protein of 590 amino acids. Gene Ontology annotation, molecular function: tripeptide transmembrane transporter activity; dipeptide transmembrane transporter activity. Gene Ontology annotation, cellular component: membrane. Gene Ontology annotation, biological process: dipeptide transport; transmembrane transport. The transcript has 4 exons. Lineage: Eukaryota; Viridiplantae; Streptophyta; Magnoliopsida; Solanales; Solanaceae. The record is from RefSeq and is a predicted model, not a curated record.
UUAUAUUAUCUUAAGAGAAAUUGAAAAGAUGAAUAUUGAGAUGGAUGAGAUAAAGAUGAAAAAAACAACAGAAAUUGAUGAGCAAAAAUGGGUGUAUGAUUCUUCUGUUGAUUACAAAGGCAGAGUUCCUCUUAGAGCUUCAACUGGUGGCUGGAAGGCCUCUUUCUUGAUUAUUGCAAUUGAAUUCAGUGAGAGGUUGAGUUACUUUGGAAUAGCCACAAGUUUGAUCAUAUACCUAACAAAGGUCAUUCAUCAAGACCUUAAAACUGCAGCAAAAAGUGUUAAUUAUUGGACAGGAGUUACUACUUUGAUGCCACUGCUAGGAGGGUUUGUUUCUGAUGCAUAUUUAGGCAGAUUUUACACAGUUCUUGCUUCAACUGUUGUCUACCUACUGGGCUUGGUUCUUUUGACAAUGUCUAGUGUGGUACCAAGCUUGAAGCCUUGUGGUAAUGACCUUUGUCAAGAACCUAGAAAGGUUCAUGUGGUAGUCUUUUUCUUUGCUAUCUACUUAAUCUCAAUUGGAACUGGUGGACACAAGCCUUCUUUAGAGAGUUUUGGAGCUGAUCAAUUUGAUGAUGAUCAUCCUCAAGAAAAAAGGAAGAAAAUGUCUUUUUUCAAUUGGUGGAGUUUUGGACUUUGUGCUGGUGUACUACUUGGUGUCACUCUGAUUGUUUAUGUACAAGAUCAUGUUAGUUGGGCUGUGGCAGAUGUGAUUCUUACACUAGUUAUGGCUGCUAGUUUAGUCAUUUUUUGUGUUGGUAGACGAUUCUAUCGUUAUCGAAAAGUUACUGAAAGUCCUUUAACAACAAUGAUACAAGUUCUUGUUGCUGCAAUCAAGAAAAGAAAUCUUGCAUAUCCUUCUAGUCCUGCUUAUCUACAUGAAACUCAAGAGUCAGAAACUAAUCGAAGGAGGCUAUGUCAUACCAAAGGGCUUAAGUCUCUUGAUAAAGCUGCAAUCUUUGAUGAGGCAAUAGACGCGAAACAGAAUCCGUGGAACCUUGCAACUGUGACAAAGGUGGAAGAAUUGAAGUUACUUAUCAACAUGAUCCCCAUUUGGCUAACCACUUUACCAUUUGGCAUUUGCAUAGCACAAUCUUCAACAUUUUUCAUCAAACAAGGCGCGACACUUAACAGGAAGAUCACUCAUGAUUUUCAGAUCCCACCGGCUUCAAUGUAUGCCCUUGGAGCUAUAGGCAUGAUAGCAACUGUCAUUAUCUACGACAAAAUCCUUGUACCUCUCCUAAGACGAGCAACAGGAAACGAGAGAGGCAUUAGCAUUCUUCAAAGGAUCGGUAUUGGAAUGAUACUCUCAGUUGCAUCUAUGAUUGUUGCAGCAUUAGUUGAAAGAAAAAGACUUAACAUUGUUCAAGAAAAUCUACUUAAGGGUUCAAUGUCAAUGAGUGUGUUCUGGCUAGCCCCUCAAUUUCUUAUCGUUGGUAUUGGAGAUGGAUUCGCGCUAGUAGGAUUACAAGAAUACUUCUAUGAUCAAGUACCUGAUACAAUGAGAAGUUUAGGCAUUGCAUUUUACCUAAGUGUCCUCGGUGCUGCAAAUUUCUUAAGCAGUUUAUUGAUCACAAUUGUGGAUCAUGUAACAGAAAAAGGCGGUAAGAGUUGGUUCGGAAAGGAUCUAAAUAGCAGCAGAUUGGAUUAUUUCUACUACUUGUUAGCUACAAUAACAGCAGUGAACUUGUUCAUCUAUGUUGUUGUUGCAAGGAGCUAUUCUUACAAGAAUGUGCAUAGUAGAAGAACAGCAGAUGUGGCUAACUGCUACGAUGGCGAUGAUCGCGAAGCGAUGGCUUAGAAGAUUGAUCAAUGAUCUCUAGUAAAUUAUUGAAUUAGUAUAGUCAUCAAGCUAAGAAAAGCAAAUUUACUCUGUAAUCAUAUUUGAUAUAUUUUUGUUCCUAAUAUAUAUAGUUCUACUCA